Molecule: messenger RNA, 1977 nt
Organism: Magnusiomyces paraingens
Lineage: Eukaryota; Fungi; Ascomycota; Dipodascomycetes; Dipodascales; Dipodascaceae
Exons: 2
Coding region: 1-1977 (658 amino acids)
Biological process (GO): positive regulation of translation
Cellular component (GO): mitochondrion
Molecular function (GO): GTP binding; mitochondrial ribosome binding; GTPase activity
Source: RefSeq, a predicted model, not a curated record
AUGACAACGGUAGUCGCGAGUAGAGCUUUUCGCUCAUUCGCCAGGGCACCUUGGCUAGGGGUUUGUGUCCGAAAUAAUUCUACAGCUACAGCUAAGCUGAAACCGAAACCAGGAGCAAAAACGGAAACUCGUGUAGCUUCUAAAGAAUUACAAGACCGAAUCGCAGCUAUUCCCAUUGAAAAUUACCGAAACUUUUCCAUUGUCGCCCAUGUGGACCAUGGAAAAUCAACUCUUUCUGAUCGUUUGUUAGAACUGACAGGUGUAAUUACACCAGGCGAAAACAAGCAAGUUCUCGACAAAUUAGAUGUGGAACGAGAGCGCGGUAUCACUGUCAAAGCACAAACAUGUACUAUGCUGUACAAAUAUAAAGGCCAAGAUUAUCUUUUGCAUCUUGUGGAUACUCCUGGACACGUUGAUUUCCGAGCAGAAGUCUCACGCAGUUAUGCUUCGUGUGGUGGUGCCUUGCUAGUUGUAGAUGCAAGUCAAGGAAUCCAGGCACAAACUGUGGCCAACUUUUAUCUCGCAUAUAGUUUAGGGUUGAAGUUGGUUCCUGUGAUUAAUAAAAUUGAUUUGGAUCAUGCAAAUAUUCCUCGAGCAAAAGAACAGAUUGAAGAAACGUUUGAGUUAGAUGCAGAAGAAGCGGUGUGCAUUUCCGCUAAAACAGGCCAAAAUGUCGAACAAGUUUUACCAGCAGUUAUCGAAAAUAUACCCUCUCCUAAAGUCCAUAUUGAUUCUCCUCUUCGAUGCCUUCUUGUUGAUUCAUGGUUUGAUAGUUAUGUCGGUGUUGUUCUCUUAGUAUACGUUGUUGAUGGCAGUGUUAAAAAAGGACAAAAGAUUAUUUCAGCUCAUACUAAGCUAAAGUAUGAAGUUAAAGACGUUGGAAUCAUGUACCCAGAUAGGCUUACGACACCGGCUGGUUUGCGAGCCGGACAGGUCGGAUACAUUGUACCUGGAAUGAAAGAUUCUACAGAUGCUCAUAUUGGUGAUACAUUUAUGCAUAUGGAUCAAAUAGUUGAACCGCUUCCAGGAUUUGAAGAGCAAAAACCAAUGGUAUUUGUGGGCGCUUUCCCAGCCGAUGGUGUCGAUUUUAAGUCAUUAGAUGAGUCACUUCGUCAACUGUGUUUGAAUGACAGAAGUGUAACUCUCCAGAAAGAAACAUCAAGUGCAUUGGGUCAAGGCUGGCGUUUAGGAUUUCUUGGAACUCUUCAUGCUUCAGUUUUUAGAGAACGACUGGAGAAAGAAUAUGGUGCCAAUAUUAUUAUUACUGCACCUACUGUGCCCUUCAAGGUUUUGUGGAAAGAUGGAACAGAGACCAUCGUUUCUAACCCUGACAAUUUCCCUGAUAGCGGUGCAUUGUCACAGAAAGUUGCCAGCCUUCAGGAACCUUAUGUGGAAGCACUUAUUUCUGUUCCCGAAGAAUAUGUGGGGACUGUCAUUAAGUUAUGUGAAGAUAACCGUGGUGAGCAGGUUAACAUUCAAUACUUGUCAAAUCGUCAAGCACUACUAAAAUAUCUUUUGCCUAUGAGCCAGCUCGUUGACGACUUUUUUGGUAAACUUAAAGGUCUUACUAAAGGCUACGGAUCUUUGGACUAUGAAGAUGCGGGAUAUUUACCAUCAGCUAUUGUUAAAAUGGAGCUUGUGGUGAACGGGCGGAGCGUGGAUGCGCUGGCGCAAGUUCUGCACCGAUCGCAAGUGGAAAUCAAGGGUCGAGAUUGGGUUAAGCGAUUUAAAGAGUAUUUAAGUAAGAGUCAACUUUUCGAAAUUGUGAUCCAGGCAAAGACUGGAAAUAAGAUUAUUGCCCGCGAAACCAUCAAAGCAAAGCGCAAGGAUGUACUUGCUAAGCUGCAUGCUUCAGAUAUCAGUCGCCGCCAAAAGCUUCUCAAGAAACAAAAGGAAGGCAAGAAAGUGAUGCGAUCUAUUGGUAAUGUUCAAAUUCCUCAAGAAGCAUAUCAGUCUUUCUUAGCAAAGCCAAGUUAA